AUGCCAAUUUUUCCAGCGCAGCAACCCAUGGCGCAGUCGGCAUCAUGUGGUCCUAGUAUUGGAGCUAUGCCGUCUUCUAUGGUGUUACCACGCUUCGAAUGUCCACCGCCGUCUCUUCCACCUUUGUCAUCCGAAGUCGCUCGUCCUUUGCCUACAAUGGUACUACAGCCAACACCUAUCGUAUCUCGCCCCAAUCUUGUUGUUCUUACUUCGACUCCUCACGUUGAGCAAUCAAGCACUGUAUCAAGUUCUGAGACUCCAGUAGUCUUGCGCCCGAUCACCGUACAAAAGGGAAGUGGCACCAAAUUUACCCCUGCGCAGAUGGCAAAACGUGACGAGGACAAGUUGGUGAAGUGCAACUGGGAAGUUCAGAAAGCCUUAUUGUUCAAACUUCCCCUGAAUAGAGUGCUGAAUCUGUUCUUCCACAUGAGAGGUCGAGUGCGAGGCAACCCACGUCUGAAUAACAUGUUCAGUCUCAUGCCUACUCGUUUUCAUAACUCGGGAAUUGGCAAAAUUCCUCCUGGAUGGACCUUGAAGGAUGAGCUGCCUAUGUUGCCUGGCCAUAAACCUCUCAGUGGAAUCAUUCCCAUCACUAUGUUCGAAAUUGAUGAAGUCGCCGAUGACGCGAAUUUCGAACAAGUAGCGAAAACUGUGGAAACGGUUAUUGCCAAGGCUCGUCCAAAGGUUCCAUCCGUAUCACCAGAGAACAACUCCAGCGCUAACACAUCAACGUCUACAACCAGCUGCAACGCUGCAAGUAUGGCUGGGAAA
Molecule: messenger RNA, 771 nt
Organism: Ostertagia ostertagi
Lineage: Eukaryota; Metazoa; Nematoda; Chromadorea; Rhabditida; Trichostrongylidae
Source: the annotation of a GenBank genome assembly